AUGCCGCGGCGCGGCGCCCCGUGAACGCCGUCAAACGCCAUCAUCUUGAGAAGCGAACAACGAGAGAAACAGGGGCGGGCAUGCGAGAAUUUAUGAAUUCUCAAGUGUUAUCUAAAGUCUUUGGCCAACAACACUUUUCUCUCUUCACGUUGGAAAUGGUUGAAAAGCAUUGAGCCGUAUUGGACAAUUUUAGCGCCUCAGAUUGACAACACUGGUUACCAUCACCCUGCUUUAACACGUUCUCUACUCUCUAGUACUUCUAGCCACACACAAAAAAACAUGGCGCUUGUUUCUUCAAGAAUGAUGUUUAAUCCCGUGUUAAAACAGACUCUUAAGCAAGUUAUCUUCGCCAAGCAACUGCUAAAAUGUCAAUGUCGUCAAUUGAACAAUCGGCUAUUCCUUCCAACUGUUACCAGUCAAAGAUUCUAUGCUGUACGUACAGAAAAGAAGGUAUUCAGCCGCGAUAAACCACAUUGCAAUAUAGGCACUAUAGGUCAUGUAGAUCAUGGCAAAACCACUCUGACAGCAGCUAUUACCAAAGUCUUGUCUGAGAAGCAAUUAGCAAAAGCUAAGGGAUAUAGUGAAAUCGAUAAUGCUCCUGAAGAAAAGGCUCGUGGCAUUACCAUUAAUGUCGCACAUAUUGAAUAUCAAACAGAAAAUCGUCAUUAUGGACAUACAGAUUGCCCAGGUCAUGCUGAUUACAUAAAAAAUAUGAUAACAGGAACUGCUCAAAUGGAUGGCGCUAUACUGGUCGUCGCUGCCACGGAUGGUACAAUGCCACAAACUAGAGAGCAUUUGCUUCUUGCUAAACAAAUUGGUAUCGAGCAUAUCGUUGUGUUUAUUAACAAGGUCGAUGUUGCUGAUUCAGAAAUGGUAGAAUUAGUAGAAAUGGAAGUACGAGAGUUGUUUUCUGAAAUGGGUUACGACGGCGAUAAUAUUCCAAUAAUAAAAGGUAGUGCGCUUUGCGCACUUGAAGGAAAAAGUCCUGAAAUAGGUUCACAGACUGUUCUGCAGUUGUUAGAAACAGUAGAUAAACAAAUCCCGACUCCAAUAAGAGAAUUGGAUAAACCCUUCUUACUUCCGGUAGAAAAUGUAUAUUCUAUUCCUGGUAGAGGUACCGUGGUUACUGGUAGACUAGAGCGUGGUAAAGUGAAGAAAGGGACGGAUUGCGAGUUUAUUGGUUAUAAUAAAGUUUUUAAAAGCGUAAUCACAGGUAUAGAAAUGUUCCAUCAGAUAUUAGAGGAAGCCCAUGCCGGAGAUCAACUUGGCGCUCUAGUAAAAGGUUUAAAGAGAGACGAAGUAAAAAGAGGCAUGAUAAUGUGUAAACCUGGUUCUAUGAAGGCGUACGAUCACAUAGAAGCGCAAGUGUACCUGUUGAGUAAACAAGAAGGUGGUAGGAAAAAACCGAUUGCGAAUAUGAUACAAUUACAGAUGUUUUGUAGAACGUGGGACGUUGCAGUGCAAUGUUCGAUAGUAGGAAAGGAUUUAGCCAUGCCAGGAGAAGAUAGCACACUCGUACUAAAGUUGCUAAGACCAAUGGUAUUGGAGAAGGGACAACGUUUUACACUACGAGAUGGGAUGGUAACUCUAGGAACUGGUGUAAUCACUAACACUCUGAAAUCACUUACGGACUUCGAGCGACAGAAUAUUCUCGAGGGCAAAAAGGCGAUAUUGAAGAAGGACAAAAAAGCGCAACGAAAUUAAACUCAAUAAAUAUCUGUUACAAAAUAAAGCAGAAUUGUGCUGUGUAAUAAAGAAAAUAUAAAUCAGCUUAGUGAAAGUUUGAUAAGAUGCGCAAGAUAUGACCAUCAUAGAUAAUAUAAUAAUAGACGUAUACAUAAUUUACGUAUUUAAAGAACGCAUUUCGCUACAUUGUAAAUUGUAUAAUUUUAGUCAUUAACAAGUAUCAAUUCAAUUAUAUAUAUUGAGAUAUAUAUAUAUGUGUGUGUGCGCGCGCGCAGGAUGGCCCUCGUAAGUGUUACAAGCUAUUAUCUCUAAAAGUAUGUGUCAAAUGAAAAAUAUAUUCAGACAAAGUUUUUAACUUCGAGGGGAACAUAAAAUGGAACUAUUGAUUUGAUGUUGCCAAAGUUAGGGCAAGAUUAAUUUGAAUUUUUUUAAUGACAUUCCCCACUUUUCAUUACAUAUUCUUGUAGCACACCUCAAGAGCUUUUCAAAACACUAUAAUAAAAUAUUUUUUCAUGAAGUACUUUUCAAGUCGUUAGGUAAAAUGUUAAUGUUAACAAUAUUGUAACUUUCAAGCCUUGUAAUAAAAAUGGUGUGGGUUCUAUUUAAAAAUUUUAAAGUUACUUUUUAUCUUAAUUUUGACAUGGCCACCUAAAGUCAAACCAAUAGUUCCAUCUUAUGUCCCCCUCAAAAUCAUAAAACUUUUGUCUGUGAACAUAUUUUUCACUUGACAUAUACUUUCAGAGAUAAUAGCUUGUAACACUAUGUGGGCCAUUCUGUGUGUGUUUAUAGAAUAUUGCUUUCAUUCUUUCUUCAGUUUUCAUGUAUCUGCAUUGGUAGAUGUAUUGUAUAAGUAAAGUUUUAAAUAAACAAACCAUUAAAUUAGUAAAAUGGAUUACACGAAUUAAUAUGAAUCUGAAGGCAUUGUAGCUUCAAAAACAGUUUGAUAAUUUAUUAAAGUUCAUACAUCAGCGUGAUACAAUCUGCUUCAAGCAGAACAAUGAAACACUAUUAGAAGUAUACAAGAAUUAAAUAUACAUGUUGCAAUGUGUUAUUCCCAGUUCCUUUCUAUGUUAGAUAUUCAGCGGUGUAAUGUAUUUUUUCUAUCAGAUUUCUCGAUUAAUGGGAAUGGAUUUCAAAGGAAAAGGUUAACAAUUUCACACUCCUAACACAGAACGGAUUUCCUUGUGUAGAAAAAAAACAAUUCAUAUAAUUUAAGUUGAACAAAUCAUACAUACAUCUUUUGCUUAUAAAAAUAGCAAACAGUCCUUGUCGAAACGGGACAGACGCAACAGGUUACGAAUCUGUUUCACUUCAAUCUCGAAACAUUCUUUCUAUUAAAAUAGAAGACUACACCACGGGAGAUGCUUACUCACGAAAGAUGGUCGCUCUCUCAACAUUCGUACCUUUCAAUUUACACACUAGUAAGUUUCUUAAGCAGUUUCAUCAAGAAAGUGUAUAUAUGGCAUAAGGUAGUUUUUUUUAAUGAUACUUCAGUCCAGUUUUAUUUUGCUGUCCAUACUUAAGUAUGUAAACAGUGACUUCUAAUAUUAAUUUUGUAAAUAUCGCAAGAUUCUUUCUCAUAAAUUAAUCACUGCAUACUGAUCUACUAUGUUCAAUCGAGAGCAAACGUGUUAUCUUGUUCUAUCGUAGCGAGAUUGAAGUGACUUGCACCGUCUUUAGCGAUUGACCGAUUAGCCAAUUGCUAUAGAAAAUGUAUCUGGAUUUACAAGAAGACGCAUUUGAUGCCAGUGCAGUUCUAUUUGCUACAUUUGAACUUGACAGCAUUUUGCUCACAAUUUUAUCCGUUUCAGAAUUGGCAGUUUUUAUCUAUACUUUGUGUUAGGAAAGUAUGAAAAUAAAACAAAAAUAAAAAACACAUGAUGUUACUUUUUAUAUGCCUUAAAGUGGGUUAGCGUGAUUGUGUUUAAUAUACAGCACGCCUUACACAAUUCCAUUUCUUAUGUAUAUAUGUACAUACACACGCACGCACGCACGCACAUCUAUACAAACGAGCGAAUCUGAAAAUGUAAUGAAUUCUUUUUCGGUUGUUUCAUAUUACGUUGUAUCAGCUUCAAUCAGCUGGGUUCUAUGAAUUCGUAUCACAAGUCAUUUCCGCAGUUUCACCAUUAUUUUAUUCUGUUUCUAAUUUACGUGAUAAUAUAUCACCAUUAUUACAUAAGAAUUUUAUAAAAUCUAAACAUUCAAGUGCACAUCGCAUACACAAUCACACACAUGUUGCGCAUUCCGUAUUACAACGUAUUUAAGCGACCCGUCUUUAAG
Messenger RNA from Trachymyrmex septentrionalis, 3966 nucleotides. RefSeq names its product elongation factor Tu, mitochondrial-like. The record is from RefSeq and is a predicted model, not a curated record. Gene Ontology annotation, molecular function: GTPase activity; GTP binding; translation elongation factor activity. The transcript is spliced from 7 exons. Gene Ontology annotation, cellular component: mitochondrion. Gene Ontology annotation, biological process: mitochondrial translational elongation. Lineage: Eukaryota; Metazoa; Arthropoda; Insecta; Hymenoptera; Formicidae.